Molecule: messenger RNA, 3081 nt
Organism: Suhomyces tanzawaensis NRRL Y-17324
Lineage: Eukaryota; Fungi; Ascomycota; Pichiomycetes; Serinales; Debaryomycetaceae
Gene: CDC68
Product: chromatin-remodeling protein
Exons: 1
Coding region: 1-3081 (1026 amino acids)
Biological process (GO): transcription elongation by RNA polymerase II; positive regulation of transcription elongation by RNA polymerase II
Cellular component (GO): FACT complex
Molecular function (GO): nucleosome binding
Source: RefSeq, a predicted model, not a curated record
AUGGCAGAAGCAAACAUCGACGCUGCCACGUUCCACAAGCGGCUCUCCAUCAUCCAGAAAAAUCUCGUCCACGAUGCCGUCAACCAGAUCUUGAUCGUGGUGGGUGUGGACGACAACACCUACAAGAAGUCCACCGUCAUCCAGACGUGGUUGUUAGGCUACGAGUUCCAGCACACGGCCAUCUACAUCACCCAAGACAAGUGUGUGUUUCUCACGUCGGAAGGAAAGGCCAAAUACUUGAAGCAAUUGCCCAACAAACCCACCGCCAACUCCAGCGAGGUGGAAAUCUGGACCAGAACCAAGGAUGCCGACAAAAACAAGAAGUUGUUCGAACAGUUGAUUGCACAGUUGAAGUGUGUAAGCGACGGAGUCUACGGAAGCGUUGUCAAGGAUCAGUACGAGGGCAAGUUCGUCAAGGAGUGGCAGGAAGCGUCCAAGGACCAGGGAUUGAAACAGGAGGACAUCACCCUCUUGGUGUCCAAGUGCAUGGAGUUGAAGGACUCGGAAGAGUUUGCCAACACCAGCAUUGCUGCUCGUUCGUCUACAGCCAUGAUGGAGACGUUGGUGGACGAUAUGUCGCUCAUCGUGGACCAGGAAAAGAAGAUCUCCAACAGCGAGUUUGCCAACAAGAUCGAGGACAAGGUCGAGGACGACUCGCUGCGCUACAAGUGGUUUGGCAAGAGCGACGCUGGCAAGAAGCUCGCGCAGUCCAAGGACUUCGACGCAGACUUACUUGAAUGGUGCUACUCUCCAAUUGUGCAGAGUGGUGGUGAGUACGACUUAAAGGCCAGUGCCGAGUCGUCAGACUCUCAAUUGGUCGGAGAUGGAGUCAUCUUGGCGUCGUUGGGGUUGAGAUUCAAGUCGUACUGCUCCAACGUGGGCAGAACGUUCUUGAUCGACCCUUCAGCUGAAGUGGAAGCCAACUACGACUUCUUGCUCAAGUUGCAGAGCCACAUUACCACCACCUUGAUCAAGGACGGUGUCCCUGCCAACAAGGUGUACCAGGGAGCCAUCGACUACAUCAAGGCUGAAAGACCAGAAUUAGUGAACCAUUUCACCAAGAACUGUGGUUGGUUGUUGGGUAUCGAAUUCAGGGACUCCACGUUCAUUUUGAACGCCAAAAACGAAAGAAAAUUGCAGAACGGCCACAUCAUCUCGUUGACAAUCGGCUUCAGCAACUUGGUCAACUCCAAGGCCAGAAACCCCAAGUUGAAGCAGUACGCUUUGCUCUUAACAGACACCUUCAAGGUCAGCGAGUCCGAGCCCAUCUUGUUGACGAACUACACAAAGAACAGAGCCGAAAUCUCGUUCUACUUCAACGAGGAGCCAGUCAAGGCAGAAAACAGCUCGGCCAACGAAAACAAGCCCAAGCCAAAGAACGUCAAGAACGAGAGGCAGUUGACUGUCAACGAGGCCAACUCCAAGAUCUUGAAGCAGAAAUUCAGACACGAGGCGGGCGAAAACGACGACAAUCCAGAAAAGGCUCGUCAGGAACAACAGCUGAGAUUGCACGAAAAGAGACUCCAGGAAGGCUUGGCCAGGUUUUCCAAGGCUGAUGCCACGGACUCGUCCGACCUCAAGCCAGUGUUCAAGAAGUACGAGUCGUACGUGCGUGAGUCGCAGAUCCCCAGUGGGGUCAAGGACUUGAAGAUCCACAUUGACUACAAGAACCAGACCAUCAUCUUGCCCAUUUGCGGAAGACCCGUGCCUUUCCACAUCAACUCGUUCAAGAGUGGCUCGCAGAACGAGGAGGGUGAAUUUACCUACCUCAGAUUGAACUUCAACUCGCCUGGUGCCGGUGGAAACACCUCCAGAAGAACUGAAUUGCCCUACGAAGACGCCCCCGACAACUCGUUCGUUAGAUCCAUCACCCUUCGGUCCAGGGACCGUGAAAGAAUGGUUCAGGUGUUCAAGUCGAUCCAAGAGUUGAAGAAGGACUCGGUCAAGCGUGAGCAGGAAAAGAAGCAGAUGGCAGACGUGGUCAGCCAGGCCAACUUGAUCGAGUUGAAGGGGUCCCGAGUCAAGAAGUUGGAACUGGUUUUCAUCCGACCCACUCCCGACACCAAGAAGUUGGGGGGAGUGUUGCAGAUCCACGAGAACGGGUUGCGGUACCAGUCGUCAUUCAAGAACGACCAGCGUGUGGACGUGUUGUUCUCCAACAUCAAGCACUUGUUUUUCCAGCCCUGUAAGGAUGAAUUGAUUGUGAUCAUCCACUGCCACUUGAAGAGUCCGAUCAUGAUUGGGAAAAAGAAGACCCACGACGUCCAGUUCUACCGUGAAGCGAGCGACAUGGCCUUUGACGAGACGGGAGGCCGCAAGAGAAAGUACCGUUACGGAGACGAGGACGAGUUGCAGCAGGAACAGGAGGAAAGACGCAGAAAAGUGUUGUUGGACAAGGAAUUCAAGGCCUUUGCCGAGCUCAUUGCCGACUCUUCCAACGGCUUGGUGGACGUGGAUGUGCCGUUCCGGGACUUGGGUUUCCUGGGUGUUCCAUUCAGGUCGUCUGUGUUGUGUAUGCCUACUCGUGACUGUUUGAUCCAGUUGAUUGAUCCACCAUACCUCGUGGUGACUCUCGAGGAAAUCGAGCUUGCUCACUUGGAAAGAGUGCAGUUUGGCUUGAAGAACUUCGACUUGGUGUUCGUAUUCAAGGACUUUUCCAGGCCUCCUGUGCACAUCAACACCAUUCCCAUGGAGCUCUUGGAAGACGUCAAGUCAUGGUUGACCAACGUCGAUAUUCCCUACAGUGAGGGCCAGAUGAACUUGAACUGGGGUGCCAUCAUCAAGACCGUUCUUCAGGACCCUUACCAGUUCUUUGCUGAUGGUGGAUGGAAGAUUUUGACUGGAGAAGGCGACUCCGACGACGAGGAGGAGGAGUCUGAAGAGUCCGAGUUCGAAGUCACAGAUGAUGAUCCCUCCGACGAAGACGUCGACAGUGCAGGCAGUGAGGAUGACUACUCACUGGGUGGUGGUUCUGACAGUGGCAGUGGUAGUGGCAGUGACGAGAGUGAGGAAGAGGGAGAGGACUGGGAUGAGAUGGAGAAGAAGGCUGCUCGUGAAGAUAAACGUUUUGGCAGAGAGUAG